Molecule: messenger RNA, 9636 nt
Organism: Electrophorus electricus (electric eel)
Lineage: Eukaryota; Metazoa; Chordata; Actinopteri; Gymnotiformes; Gymnotidae
Gene: chd6
Product: chromodomain helicase DNA binding protein 6
Molecular function (GO): ATP binding; protein binding
Source: RefSeq, a predicted model, not a curated record
CUAAACUUCACCAAAUAAUAGCUGUUUGUAUUUUGGCUGCUGCAGUAGCCAUUUUAGAUGCAGAUGCAAAGUAAUAGAAAAAAAUGAAAAUACAAAAGAAGGACAAGCAGAUGUCUGCCACCCACGUUCUAAAGCACACUCCAGUCACUGCAGCCACUACUGCCUCAGACCAAAAUGCACAAACAUUUCCCAUUGGCCAUUUCGGCAAGGAACAGAUACGCAUCAUCGGCGGGCCGGCCAAUCACUGCAUGGCCCAGGCAAAGCACUCGGGAUCACGAGAGACGGCGCUGGGAGCCAGCAGCUGCAGCCCACGGCUGUCUUCCUCUCCGGUUAACGGCGAGGAAGACGAUGGAGGGGGCGGGGUGAGGGUGAGGAAAAAACGGAGGAAAAAAGACAAGAAAGACACGCGAGCCUUGCAGAAGGUGGAGAGAGAGAGUGACCUCAGACCAAAGAAAAGGAAGGAGCAGAAAGAAGGGAAGGAGCUGUCACGAAAGCCCAAGGCGCCUAGGGAGCACCCUAGGAAGAAGGAGGUGAAGGCGGUAAAGGAGGCCAAAAAGGCCAAGAAAGACCAAGAGGUCAAAUCAAAGACACAGGCCAAGAACAUAGCCUCCCCUCCAAGACAGCGAGGGAGGAAACCAAAAGAGCAGGGGGCCGUACCUCCAGAGAAGAGGAAGAAAGGGAAGAGGAAAAGCGAAGCCCUGCAGGAGGCGCUGGAGAGUGACGAUGCCGCCUCACUCUGCACACUGCCUGGAGGAGGGGAGGAGAGCAUGGACCCCAUGGACAACACUAAGAGGAGAUCAGGACGUCAGGUGAAGCGCAGGAAGUACAACGAGGAUCUCGAUUUCAAGGUUGUGGAUGACGACGGCGAGACAAUCGCCGUGCUGGGCACAGGGCGAAUCCCUGCUCUCUCUUCCUCCACCCUCGCCUGGCAAGCUGAGGAACCCCCUGAAGAUGAAGCCAACAUCAUAGAGAAGAUUCUCUCUGUGCGGACCGUUAAGAAGGAGAUGUCCCCAGGGGAGCCCACUGAAGAGGCAGAGGAGUUUUACGUCAAGUACAGAAAUUUCUCCUAUCUUCACUGCAAAUGGGCGAGUUUGGAGGAGCUAGAGAAGGACCCACGCAUUCACCAAAAAAUCAAGCGCUUCAGGAACAAGCAAGCUCAAAUGAAGCACAUUUUCACAGAGCCAGACGAAGACCUCUUCAAUCCCGACUAUACCGAAGUUGACAGAGUUUUGGAGGUUGCUAUCACUACAGACACAGAAACAGGAGAGGAAGUGACACACUACCUGGUAAAGUGGUGCUCUUUACCCUAUGAAGAAAGCACUUGGGAACUCCAGGAGGAUGUAGACCCUGUAAAGAUCCAUGAGUUUGAAGACCUCAAGAAAAUUCCAGAACUCAAACAUGUUGAGAGGCCUCUACCAGAACAAUGGCAGAAGCUGGAGAAAUCUCGGGACUACAAAAAUGGCAACCAGCUAAGAGAAUACCAGCUAGAAGGCAUGAAUUGGCUUCUUUUCAACUGGUACAAUAGAAAAAACUGCAUCCUAGCAGAUGAGAUGGGCCUGGGGAAAACCAUCCAGUCUAUAACAUUCCUCUAUGAGAUCUUCCUCAUGGGUUUGAGAGGGCCCUUCCUCAUCAUUGCCCCUCUCUCCACCAUUACAAACUGGGAGAGAGAGUUCCGCACCUGGACAGAGAUCAAUGUCAUCGUCUAUCAUGGCAGCCAGAUCAGCCGGCAGAUGAUCCUGCAGUAUGAGAUGUACCACAGAGAUGAGCAGGGGAACAUAGUGUCUGGUCUGUUUAAGUUCCACGGUGUCAUCACCACAUUCGAGAUGAUCAUGGCUGACUGCCCUGAACUGAAGAAGAUUAACUGGCGAUGUGUGGUGAUUGAUGAGGCUCACCGACUGAAGAACCGGAACUGUAAACUACUGGAGGGACUCAAACUCAUGAACUUGGAGUAUAAAGUCCUCCUAACAGGUACACCUCUGCAGAACUCUGUAGAAGAACUCUUUAGUUUGCUCAACUUCCUGGAGCCGAUGCAGUUCCCUUCAGAGAGCACGUUCCUCGAGGAGUUUGGAGAUCUGAAGACGGAGGAGCAGGUUAAGAAGCUCCAGGCCAUUCUGAAGCCCAUGAUGUUAAGGAGACUAAAGGAUGAUGUGGAGAAGAAUCUGGCCCCCAAAGAAGAGACCAUCAUUGAGGUGGAACUCACCAACAUCCAAAAGAAAUACUACCGAGCCAUCUUGGAGAAAAACUUUGCCUUUCUGGCCAAGGGAGCCAACCAGCACAACAUGCCCAACCUCAUCAACACCAUGAUGGAGCUCCGUAAGUGCUGUAACCAUCCAUACCUCAUCACAGGUGCUGAGGAGAAGAUCCUGGAGAGCUUCAGGAAAACCCACAAUCCUGAUGCGCCAGAUUUCCAACUCCAGGCUAUGAUCCAAGCUGCCGGAAAACUCGUUCUCAUUGAUAAGCUGCUGCCCAAGCUGAUCGCUGGAGGGCACAAGGUGCUGGUCUUUUCUCAAAUGGUGCGGUGCCUGGAUAUCUUGGAGGACUACCUCAUUCAGAGGAGGUACACAUAUGAACGCAUCGAUGGCAGAGUGCGAGGGAACCUUCGCCAGGCAGCCAUUGAUCGCUUCUGCAAGGUGGACUCGGACCGUUUUGUCUUCCUGCUGUGCACACGUGCAGGGGGGCUGGGCAUCAACCUCACCGCUGCAGACACAUGCAUCAUAUUUGACUCAGACUGGAACCCACAGAACGACCUCCAGGCCCAAGCGCGCUGUCAUCGCAUUGGCCAGAGCAAGGCGGUGAAGGUGUAUCGACUCAUUACACGCAAUUCAUAUGAGAGGGAGAUGUUUGACAAAGCCAGUCUAAAACUUGGACUGGACAAGGCUGUUCUGCAAGAUAUCAACCGCAAAGGCAGCCUCAAUGGGGUUCAGCAGUUGUCUAAGAUGGAGGUGGAAGACCUGCUGAGGAAGGGCGCAUACGGUGCGCUAAUGGACGAGGAAGACGAAGGCUCGAAGUUCUGUGAGGAAGAUAUUGAUCAGAUUCUGCAGCGGCGCACUCAGACCAUAACCAUUCAGUCAGAGGGCAAGGGCUCCACGUUUGCUAAGGCCAGCUUUGUGUCUUCUGGAAACCGGACGGACAUCUCUCUGGAUGACCCGAACUUCUGGCAGAAAUGGGCCAAAAUUGCAGAGCUGGAGAUUGAUUCAAAAGCGGAGAAGGAGAGUCUGGUGAUUGAUACACCUCGUGUGAGGAAGCAAACACGUCACUACAACUCGUUCGAGGACGACGAGCUGAUGGAGUUCUCUGAGCUGGACAGCGACUCUGAGGAGCGUCCCUGCCGCUCUCGUCGCCUAGGCGAACGCAACAGGCGGUACCUCCGCGCAGAGUGCUUCAGAGUGGAAAAGAACCUACUCAUAUUUGGGUGGGGGCGGUGGAAGGACAUUCUGAAUCACGGACGUUUUAAGUGGCACCUCACAGAGAGAGACAUGGAAGUCCUGUGCAGAGCAUUGCUUGCCUACUGUGUCCGCCAUUACAAAGGAGAUGACAAAAUCAAGAGCUUCAUCUGGGACUUAAUCACACCCACAAAGGACGGGCACAACCAAGCCUUGCAAAACCAUUCUGGAUUGUCUGCUCCUGUACCUCGGGGCCGUAAGGGUAAAAAGCUGAAGAACCAAUUGAGUCCUCCAGAGCUAAAGAAUGCAGAUUGGCUGGUCCACUGUAACCCAGAGGUGGUGCUCCAAGAUGACAGCUACAAGAAGCAUCUCAAACAGCACUGUAACAAGGUGUUGCUGAGGGUGCGGAUGUUGUAUUACCUGAAGGCGGAAGUGCUUGGGGAAGCCGCCAAUCAGGCUCUAGAAGGAGCAUCAGCCAGCAAACUGGAAGUGGCACUGCCUGAUAUUGACUACAUUGAAAUUCCAACUUGUUGGUGGGACUCAGAGGCAGACAAAUCUCUGCUCAUUGGAGUUCACAAACACGGGUAUGAGCGCUACAAUGCCAUGCGUGCAGACCCCCAACUGUGCUUCCUAGAGCGAGUGGGUAUGCCAGAUGUCACCGCACUAACAGCAGAACAGGGUGGCACUGAGGUCGUGGCUGAUGUACCUGACAGUGUAAGUAAGAGUGAUGAUGUCAAAGAAGAAAUAGAUGGAAAGCCAGAGGACCUAGAGGAUAAAGAAGAGAGAAAGGAGGACACCAGCCCUUUCCGAGAGGAACCAAGGAAAAAUGACAAUGAUAUUGAAAUGUCGGUUCCAGACGGACUGACUCAGGAGGUGGUGGAACAGGGGCGGGCAUUAUGGCCAGCAGGUUCUGCACUUACGGCAAGAUUACGACGACUUAUCACCGCCUAUCAGCGCUACACACGACGUGAGCCGCUCCGUCAUGAAUUCCUCAUGCAAGAGGGUAUUGGGCCUGUUGCCUGGCAAAUGGGUGAGGAAUUACGGCGCUGCACAACCAAUCCCGAUCCACUUUUCCUGGAGUGGCAAAGGAGGUGGACACGUCGUGAACAGGCUGAUUUCUACCGUACUGUGUCCUCAUUUGGGGUGGUAUAUGACCCAGAGAAGAAAGCCUUUGACUGGAGCCAAUUCCGUAUUUUUGCUCGUUUGGAGAGAAAAACAGAUGAAAGUUUGGAGAGAUAUUUUUGGAGCUUUGUAUCUAUGUGCCGUACUGCAUGCAGACUGCCACCACGGAAGGAUGAAGGGCCCAUUGACCCCACUAUAUUUGUGGAGCCCAUUACUGAAGAAAGAGCUGCCCGUACAUUGUACCGCAUUGAGCUCCUGAGAAAGGUUCGUGAGCAGGUGUUGCGUCAUCCUGUCCUGGGGGAACGACUGAAGCUUUGCCGUCCUAGCCUUUACUUGCCUGUUUGGUGGGAGUGUGGCAAACACGACCGUGAUCUUCUUAUUGGCGUUGCCAAGCAUGGCCUUAGUCGCACUGACUUCUACAUACUCAAUGAUUCACAUCUGUCCUUCCUGGAGGCCUAUCGGAACUAUGUUCACAAAGAAAACCAUGGGUACCCAGUAUCAGGCUUGCCCCAUCAACACUGCUGCCUGUAUGACCCAAGUCUAGGACACUGCCAUUCCCCUCAGCCCCCGGAGUAUCAUGCAACACCUUUGCACCCUAUACAAGCACACCAACACAUGCAUGCUCAUGGACAUAACCAAGCCUCAGAAGUUGCAGUAGCAUCAGAACCAGGAAGCACCUUAAGUAUAAGUACAAGUGCCAGGGAGAGUUAUUUGGAUUGCCCCCCUAUUGAUGACUCUUUAGAACUCGGGUCGUUACAGCAUGAAGGCUUGGUCCCAGACUCACUCCAUAGCAAGUCUAGCAAAGAGGCCUUCAAUGGAUUCCCAUUUAAUUCAGUUUCAGCUGGACAAAGUAUGUUAAAUUCAUAUGGUGUACAAGGAGACCUAAGUGGGGCUCAAGGAGACAUGGUUGAUUCCAUAGCUGGGAAGCUUCGUAGUGAUGUUUUAGUGGGAGAGCAGGGGUCCUCAGAGGAAACAGGGUUAAUGGCCCCUUCAGUAGAACUAGAUGAACUUCAGACACCAUGGGAAAGCUCAGACCAUGCUGAAGCCUCUGACAUUUUUAAUGAAACUGAUCCUAUCUUGGGAACGCCUGCACUGGAAACUGGAUUCCUGGACCCUGCGCAGUCAGAAGAUGGACAGGAACGGGAUGAUCCGCUUACAGACUGCUUGAGCAUGCCCAGUUCAGACUCACAAAGCAACCCAGUAGAACCAUUAGCACCAAGCUUCAUGUUGUUCAAAGAUCUUAACGUUGGAGAGACAUCUGUGGAGCAACCAGAUUUAUCUGCCAGCCCACCUGAAUAUGUUCCCCCACAACCUCUUGCCCUUUCAGAUGUCAGCAUUGACCAAGCAGAGCCUAUUAGUGAGGAUCUAGAAGAGAAGCUGAGUGAAUCUGACAUUACACAUAGUGAUCCCAGUCCUGAAAUUGGAACAGAACAUUUGGAAUAUCAGUUUGACAAAGAAGAGCCUUCUCAAGAAGUUGACAGCCCUUUGGAAACUGACCAUAAGCCAAAGGAAACCCAAAAUGGGGAAAGUGACAUGCCUUCUGUAGAAUCACCCAUAGAUAAUAAUUUAGAGCCCCUAAAAUUAGAGUGCAAAUUGCCAAUUGACAUUUCAAGUGAGGAGCAACUGAAGGAUCCUUGUGAAGUGUCACUGGAAGAACCUUGUGAAAAACUCCUAAUGGAGCAAGGUAAAGUGCCCUUAGAAGAACCUUAUGAUAUGCCAUGCAAAGGGACCUUGAUGGUACCAUUUGAAGGAUCCCUCAAAGAUCCAAGUGAAGAACAAAUAAAAAAAGGGCCCUCUGAAGAACACAACAAAGAACCUUUAGAAGAAGAGGUGGAGAAUACAACUCAUCCUACUCUGGCAACAGAAGAGCCAUUGCCUUCAUCAUUUCCUUUAUCUCCCACUCUUUCCACCACAGUAGCAGACAACCCUGUGUUCCCAGAUCCUGAAGCUGUCCCUAACAUGAAACAGGAGUACCUCUUGGAUACAGUGGGGUCAGAGGUCAAGCCUGAGCCUGACAGUACCACACUGACCCCUCACUUGGAACAGACUUCUGCUCUUGAGGUGAAGGAUGAGAUAAAAGAAGAGGAAACAAAGACUCCAGCUCUUUUGGGAGAUGGUUUCAUUGAGGCCCCGCGGUUUGCUCCACCGAUAUGUGAGAUGGCAGACAGUCUCCAUGAUGUAAGGGAGCCAACCAUAGCCCAACUUCUACAGGAAAAAGCCCUCUACUCAUUCUCUGAAUGGCCCAAGGACAGAGUAGUCAUCAACCGUAUUGAUAGCAUUUGCCAUGCUGUACUAAAGGGGAAGUGGCCUUCCUCCACUCAGCAGUACGAGUCUCCCAGCUCGACAGCCAAUACGUGCAUGCCCAACAGUACCCAACCAAGGGCAGGGUUCCUGCCUGCCAGAAUGCCUCUACCUCAGAACCUGAACUUCAGCAUCCCCCAUUCCAUACCCCGUAUACACAAGGAGCGGCUGGUGACUCCUGCAUUUCUUCCCGAGCUCAAGCGUCCAAGGCGUGGAUUUGAGUUUGAGGCGGAGGUUCUUGCUAAACCAAGUCAUCUUGGAGAAAAAAUCCAAGUUGGCGUUCCCAAUCGUGGAGGCACCCUCCUUCUCAAUGGCUGGCAGGAAGCAGCCAUGGACCUGUCCAAGCCAACUGAACUUGCAAUAGGUGGGGAGACUGUAGGUCACAUGACUCAUGCUGUCCAAUCAGCAGCUCAUAAGAUGUCUGGCUUGAGUUCCAUGCAGAGCUCAAUGGGAUUGGAUAUGGCUGGCAUUUUGCAAGCGGGCCUUAUACACCCCGUUACAGGUCAGAUUGUUAAUGGUAGCCUUCGUCGUGAUGACUCGAUAAUGAGGAGGAGAAGAGGGAGAAGAAGAAAUGUGGAAGCUACUGACCUCGGAUUCAUGAAAGGAGGAGGCAUACACUUAUCUGAACAACAGGGACGACCAGAGAGUAUCAGUCACCCCAUUGUCUCUUCCACGUCCUCUCAGCCUGAUUGCCCUUCAGCUCCCCCUUCAGCACCUCCUCCCCCAGAGCCCCUGACCACAAGUGUGGACAGAGAGGCAGCCAGUAAAGGCAUGAUGGAAUGGCUCAGACAGAACCCCAGCUACAGAUUGGAGCUGCCUGCCUUUCCUUCGUCUCAGCCUGCAGGCAUGUUGCCCAGUUUUGCAGAGCGUCCAAAACAGAGAAGGCACCGCUGUAAAGACCCCACGAAGCUAGAUGUGAACUCCCUGACCGGAGAGGAGAGAGUUCCUGUCGUGCAUAGGAGCACAGGACGCAGGCUGGGUGGGGCUAUGGCCCCAGCCAUUAAAGAGCUCUCUCGAUGGCUAGAUGCAAACUCCGAAUACUACGUGGCUCCGGACUGGGCAGAUGUGGUGAAGCACUCGGGUUUCCUCCCAGAAGGAAAGUUCACUCGUAUUCUCACUGAGCCAGUGAAUCGCGACCCUGGCGCACGUAGGAGAGGCAGGCGGCCCCGCAGUGAGAUGCCCAAAGCUCCUGAGCUGCCUGCCAGCAUGGGACCACUCUUUAUGAAUGGUGGGCUCAUUGGUAGCAUGGACCUGGUCGGUUUACCCAACCUUCGCAACGUUCCUGGCAUUCCGAUCACUGGGCUUAUGGGGUUCCCUCAUGGUUUUGCUGCUGCUGCUGUCCCUGGAGAAGAUGCUAAGAAUGGGCUGGGGAUGCUGCCCAUGAUGCUUCAUAGUAUGCCUGCGGUGCAGCCACCCAUGUACGGAACUCACAUCACCGGGAUGAUGAACCAACCGCCAUCCACAGCGGCCUCCAUGGCGACAACGGCUGCCACCACCUCCAGCACGACAACGGUGACCUCCACAUCCUCUGCCUUAAGUCCCAGCCGAGGGGACAACUCCAGUCCAGCCGCUCCCUCCGACAGAGGUAGCCCUGAGUCCAGCACUGAGAGAUGGAACGCAGACACACGACCGCAAGGAGAGGACGAGAGAAAACUGGCAGCUGCUGUCACCGUCACCCCCAGCCCCCCAGCCACAAGCAGUAGUGUUAGCAUUACGAGCACUGGGAGCCACUUGACCUUUAACCCUUUCUUGAUCCCAGGAAUGUCCCACGGAUUGCUGUAUCCGCACAUGUUCCUGCCGCAUGGCAGCAUCAUGGCACUUCCGGCGAUGCAGACGGCAGAUAGUACUGGCAGCCCCAAGAGGAAGAGGAAGAAAGCCAGGGAUGAAGGUGGGGUGGAGGGAGGUGGUGGCAGCUCAGAAGUGGAGGGUGGCGAGAUGAAAGGGUUGAGGAGUGAACAGGCGCCUGAGAGCAAGAGCGAGGAGGCCAGGCUGGAGAAAGCUCUGCUUUCUGUGGACACCACUGAGGUUGGAGGUCACAACAGCUGUGACCUUCCACAUGAGAUCAAUGCAGAUGAGAGCACUGAGGUUGAGAAAGCAGUAGAAGGAAGGGAAGGAGAGAUCGAGGGAGUAACAGAGUCCAGGGUGCCUAAGCCCGAGGACAAAGGCUUGGAUAUAACGGAAGAUGUGCUUUAGACUCUGCGCCCUCCUAAUCAACAGUACCAUUGUGUGUUGUGUUGGUAAAAGUUUGUGUAAAGAACUUUGAUUAUCCCCUUGUUAAUGUUUAUAGAUCUGCUACCUAAUCAAGAAAAGGUGAUAUAACCUUCUCCCCUUCAGGAGUUUGCUGAAAAUACCAGAUGUUAAUAGCAUGCCCACGCUUACUAUUCCUGUUACCACAUGGGUGCUCAGUCCACAUCAGUUUUAGUGUAAGGAUAUUAUUGUUGCAUCAUGGGAGUGGGCCUGGGAGAAGACCUGGGAGUGAAGGACACGCUUAGCUUGGCGUUGGCAUUGACAAAGGAAACAUCGUAAUGAUCCCCGCUCUCUCAUACCUCCACAUACUUUUACAUUACAGCAAAAGAGUUAUGGUAAAGGGUAGGUGUUGAAAUUGGGAUGUUUUGUCUUUAAUUUAUGGUAUUUACAGGGUCACAUAGAGAACAUGCUCCUACGUGUACAAUUGAUUAUGUUGUCCAUAUAAAUACUUAUAAACACAAGUUUAUAUCAAACACCCACUUCCCAUAGGUGGAUUCUUUGCAGAAUUGCUGCUGUUACCCUUUUGAUGGACCACAGCUCCAUCCUUAGUUGCUUGCUGCUCUGUGUUCAUUCUAGUGGAAAG